Orbicella faveolata is the source of this 2732-nucleotide messenger RNA. RefSeq lists its product as uncharacterized. Gene Ontology annotation, biological process: protein ubiquitination. The record is from RefSeq and is a predicted model, not a curated record. NCBI's taxonomy places the organism in Eukaryota, Metazoa, Cnidaria, Anthozoa, Scleractinia, Merulinidae. Gene Ontology annotation, cellular component: Cul4-RING E3 ubiquitin ligase complex.
AUGGCGGGUAUUACAAAAGCAACGAAACACAGCGUUGUAGCAAAACUCGCUCUGCGGGAAACAAGAGGGUCUUUGCAGCUGCAUUCUCGUGGAAACCGAGCACGCCUUUUCAAGAAAUGUCCGCAGCGGUUUUGCGUUCCAUUGGAGAGUAUAUUAGAUGUUGGUGGUGUCCUGAGAAGAGGACAUGUUAUUUUGGGUUUUACCAAGAAUGGCAGAUACCUGAUAUCAUACUGCCUUAAAAUUGAAAACGAUGACAGCUGUCCAAUGCCUCGCUAUGUUUACUCUCUUCAUUGGUGGGAGUUUCAUCAAUGGAGGCCAUUAGUUCAGGUGUUUACUGUUGCAUUGUUUGAUGAAGAAGAGAUACACGAAGAUCUGCAUUUACUGAUUGCUGAGAGCCCAGAUGAGUCACAGACAGUGGUCUACGGUGAAGUACGUUCUGUAAAAGAAGACCACAGCCAUCAGUGUUAUGUCACGGUUUGUGCCACCCCCUCACCACACCCAUGUCCCCUUUGCAAGUACACAGCCCUUGGUGGAAUAACAGAGAGGUGUUUGAAACACUCUUUUGUGGUACAUUUUAAGUAUGACCUUUUGCCUCCUUUUCCAAUAUUUAACCCCUCAACAAAUCUGAAAAUGGAUGAUACAGUUCUCUUCAAUACUGGGGACUUCCUGAUGGCAUUAAGGAUCUUAACCAUUGAGAACACAAACAACAAGUUUUCUGAAGUUCUCAAGAGUUUAUAUCCAGAUACAGAAGACAAGGCAUCAAAGAAGUCUUGCUGCUUUGUUGACAACAAACAGGAUUCAGGUGGUGUGACUGGUAAAGGUGACAUUCCAUGUCAGUGUGCUGCCAUAGGAGUUUUAGAAAGACCUGCAUUAUCUCCUGAAGGGAUUGAUGUCAAAUCUUGUGGAAAGGUUGAUGGCAUUGCCAGCUCUGAAGCUGAUGCUAACCAAGACUCCAGCUUAGGCAACAAAGCUAAGAGUAUGCAGUCUGCAUGCUCCUUGCACAAACAUGCUGAUCGUCACACAAUUAUCUCAGGCUUUGUUGAUGUCCUUAACCAAAUCCGUGGAGAACAGUGGCAUGGAAAAAUUAAUGUAAACAAAGAAGAGUGUCUUCCACCUGCUAUGAAUACUGGAAGCCAAAGAGAAUGCCGAGAUUCCACAGGAAAUCACGAUUGCAACUCAACUAAGGAAUGCGAUGAAAGAGGAAAUUUGGAAAAGUUUGAUGUCAAUAUUGAUCAUCACCCUUCUGACUUAGCUCAAACCUCCAAAAGUGCAUUGAAUUCUUGCAGUGAUCUGCAUAAUGCAGGAAAUAGUGCACACAUUAAUGUCUCUGAAGAUGACCCCAACAUUCUUCAAAAUGGUGCAGAGCAAUCAGCUCGUAACAAGUUUCAAGAAUCUGACCACAGUAGAUGUGAUUUGGAUUUCCCUGACAAGGUGUCACAUAUUUGUAGCUCUUGUGGCUGCGCUGUAUCUGGGCCGGUUUUAAACAACAACAACUUGACUUCGUCAGUUUUCAAGGUCUACAUAGAAAGCAGCAAUGAUCCUGACUACCAUGAGCUCCCUGAUCUAACAGGUGAAUUUGACAUGUUUGAUGGAUCACUGCCACUCACUGUAAAAACAUGCCAUGGCAGCAGCCUGAAGCAAGUUUUCAAACUUAACGAAAGCAACCCAAAUACAUCCGCAAACUCAUGCCUUGAAGAAAAUCUUGGAAGUAAAAUGCUACAUGCAUUAGCUGUUCAGCAAGUUACACUUGAUUUAGAGCAGUGUAUCAAUGAGUUGAUUCUAUCGCAUGAAGGUCUCCAGCACAGCUACAAGUCACUUAAGGACUAUGAUGUUCAAGUAGUGGGUGUGUGUCCAGACAGUGGUGAAGUUAUCACCAUGGCCAGACUUCUGGUCUACACUCGUACCAGGCAGCCAUCUGAAAGCUUUGGUUUACCUGUUAGUCCGAGCCCAGUUUUGCAGUGUACAGGGUUCAUAUUUUCCUGGCAUGUCCGGAGUGGCCUGGUGAGAAUUCUUCAAGUUCUGGAUUUGGAAAACUAUCCUGAGCGAACUCGUUACUCCAAGUUUAACAUGGCUGCUAAAGAAGCCAGUCAACUCCGUGCCAAAUUUUCCAUUCCCCAAAGUAUUUCUUCAUUUGUACAGGCGUUUUCUAAUCACACUGUUUUCACUGGAAAAUCACUGAAAUACCUAAGGCAUCCAUUUCUGCCACUUGUUAUAGUUCUGUAAAACCUUUGUAUCCUAUACUGCUUUGCAUGUGUUUCACUUGAGAUGAUGAGGAUCGUGUUUCUCAUCAACUGCCCAGUUGAAUUGGCUAUAAAAGGGCUAUGAGAAAUUACUAGUUGAUCUACACACCAAAUAUGAUUUAAAAUUGACAAUAAACAUGUUUGAAAUAGGAUCUUAUAUAUUUUGUUUCGAUUUCAUUUUAUACGAGUGGUGGUGUAAACCGCAUAUUUAGUGACUGACUAUUUGUACUUGAGGGGGGCUGGGGAAGGUGUAUGGGCAGUUAAUCAAAAAAAUAUCAUACGGUGAAUUGAAAACUGGGUUGCUGGCUGUAAAGUGAGGGCUACAAAAAGUAGAAGGGCAGAAAAAUAUGUAAAACAAAAGCCGCAAGGAACGACAUUUCGAGAGAGCCAUGUUGAAAAUUCUUGCACGAAUUAACGGUCAACGAACGAAAUCUGACAACAAUUCACAUUGAAAGUACGGACCAAUUUCGCGCGAAAAAGGCCAACCUGAUU